Cryptomeria japonica (Japanese cedar) is the source of this 955-nucleotide messenger RNA. Its product is annotated as acireductone dioxygenase 3. Bases 141 to 707 code for a protein of 188 amino acids. The transcript has 7 exons. Gene Ontology annotation, molecular function: acireductone dioxygenase [iron(II)-requiring] activity. The record is from RefSeq and is a predicted model, not a curated record. Lineage: Eukaryota; Viridiplantae; Streptophyta; Pinopsida; Cupressales; Cupressaceae.
ACUUAUCCUUUACGAUAAACUUUCUUUAUAUUUUUUAUUCACCUAAUUCUUUAAUCCAGGGCUCCAAUCUCUUUCCCGGCAUCGAAGUUUUCUCUUUAGAUUUGUGGCACUAAGCGGGAUUAUUGUGAAUUUCUUCAGCUAUGGGCGUCGAGGUAAACCUUCCUCCUAUGGAAGCCUGGUACUUUGAUGAGUUGGGCGAAGAUCAAAGGCUACCACACCAGACAAAUCCUCCACAAUAUGUCUCAUUAGAAAAAUUAGCAGAUAUUGGAGUUCUUUACUGGAAGUUGGAUGCUGACAAUUUUGAGACAGACCCAGAACUGCAAAAGAUACGGAAAACCAGAGGAUAUAACUAUAAGGAUAUGUUAACAAUAUGCCCAGAGAAGCUUCCGAACUACCAUGAGAAGAUAAAAAACUUCUAUGAAGAGCACCUGCAUACAGAUGAAGAGAUCCGCUAUUGCUUAGAGGGUAGUGGCUACUUUGAUGUAAGGGAUAAAGAGGAUCGAUGGAUACGAAUAUGGGUUAAGAAGGGGGAUAUGAUUAUCCUCCCAGGAGGAAUCUAUCAUCGAUUUACCCUCGACACAAACAACUACAUUAAUAUCCUGAGGCUUUUCCAAGGCGAGCCAGUCUGGACAGCAUACAAUCGUCCUUGUGAGGAGCAUCCUGCUAGGAAAAUGUAUGUCCAUCAAUUUACGGAGCAAAGUUGUUGAAGAUACAUGGAUGGUUGUAUUGGUGUUAAAAUUUAUACAUGAAAAUAUAUUGCUACCAUUUUAAGAAUAACAUUUAAAAAGUAAAUGAUAAUAAUUAUAUUUUAAGAAUAAAAUAUUAGAAUAAUUGUGCAAGAGAUUUAAUCAAGCAUAUGCUACAACACUACUUCACUACUUCAGAGAACCAUUUUGAGUCUCAUAUUGUGAUACUCUAUGUCAUUUAUAUGUAUAUAAUGAUUGAUUGUUCUACA